This is a messenger RNA of Momordica charantia (bitter melon), 3536 nucleotides long. RefSeq names its product Argonaute family protein (gene AGO7). Gene Ontology annotation, molecular function: protein binding; RNA binding. The record is from RefSeq and is a predicted model, not a curated record. Lineage: Eukaryota; Viridiplantae; Streptophyta; Magnoliopsida; Cucurbitales; Cucurbitaceae.
UCCUAACAAAAAAUCAUCUUGAAAACUUAUACCCUAAAUUUACACCAAAACCAGACCCCACUUCCCCACUUUUUCCAUUCCAGACAUACAAACGAACAUAAAACCUCCAUCAGGCCCAGACACAUUGAACCUUAAGAAACUUAGACCUUUUUUUUCUCUCUCUCUCUGCAACAACUACAGUCCCUGCUGGGACUGAGAUACCUUGCCACUUGCCAGUGGAUAUAGAGAGAAAUAAGAAGAAGAGAAGAGAAAAAAAGAACAAAGCCCAUUUCUUUCUCUCUUCUAACUGUUGUAUCUCUGCACUUUUUCAUCCGCAUGAACCCAUUUCUCUCUUAAUCGAAUCAUGGAAGAGUCAGAAGAGGCCAAUGCCACCACCAAAUGCAACAGCAAAACUGGGAGUUUCAAAGCCUCAAUAAACCCUCAUCAUCAUCAUCACCACCACCACCACCACCACCAUCAUGUUGUUCAUCACCAAUAUCAGCACCACCAUCUAUGGCAGUACUCAAAUCAAUAUGCUUUUUAUAACCAAAACCAGUUCCAGAGAUGCUACCCACUUAUUCUCCCUCUCCCUCUUCCUCCUCCUAUUCCUCUGCAGCUCGCUCUGGCUCCUCUUCCCCCAAAUACAACAACAACUACAAAAACCCACUUCCAGAAACCUUCCUGCAGGCUCAAUACUCCUCCUCUUGCCGCCCCCUCCGAUACCCAUCUUCCAAUAAUCAAGAUUUCUCCAGCUCCAAAAGGGCUACGACUGAAAAGCAAUUUACCACUUAAAGGAGAAAAUGGAAAAGUAAGUGAAAGUAAACCAGAGGCAUUAGUGGCUGCAAGAAGGCCAGAUUCUGGAGGAGUGGAAGGCCCAUUUAUUCCUCUCUUAGCUAACCAUUUCUUAGUCCAGUUUGACCCUUCACAACGUAUUUGUCAUUACAAUGUGGAAAUCUCCCCCAAUCCUUCAAAAGAAAUUGCCAGAAUGAUCAAACAAAAACUUGUGGAGGACAACUCUGAUUUGCUCUCUGGGGCCUCCCCUGCCUACGAUGGCCGCAAGAAUCUUUACAGCCCAAUUGAGUUCGUUCGGGAUAGGCUUGAGUUCUAUAUAAGCCUUCCAAUCCCUUCCAACAAGAUGAAAGUUACAGGAGGAGAGAUCAAACAUAAGCAGGAGUUCAAACUCUUCCGGAUUAGUAUCAAACUUGUCUCGAAGUUUGAUGGGAUGGAAUUGAAUCGAUACUUGACGAAAGAGGGAGAUGAUUGGACUCCAAUUCCUCAGGAUUAUCUCCAUGCUUUAGAUGUUGUGUUGAGGGAGACCCCAAAUGAGAAAUGCUUCCCUGUGGGAAGAUCUCUAUAUUCAAGUUCAAUGUGGGGGGGAAAAGAUAUUGGGGGAGGAGUAGUUGGUUUGAGAGGCUUUUUCCAAAGCCUUAGGCCCACACAGCAAGGCUUGGCCAUGAAUGUGGAUUGCUCUGUCACUGCUUUCCAUGAAAGCAUUGGAGUGAUUCCUUAUUUACAGAAACGCCUUGAUUUUCUUAGAGACCUUUCACAGAGGAAGACAAGGGGCCUAACCUGUGAAGAAAGGAGAGAAGUGGAGAAGGCUUUGAAGCAUAUCAGAGUUUUUGUUUGUCACAGAGAGAGUGUUCAGAGAUAUCGAGUUUACGGCUUAACCGAUGAGCCUACUGAGAGUCUCUGGUUUGCAGAUAGGAACGGGAAGAAUCUUAGAUUGGUGGGUUACUUCAAGGAUCACUAUAACUAUGAGAUUCAAUUCAGAAACUUGCCUUGUUUGCAGAUUAGUAGGAGUAAACCAUGUUAUCUUCCUAUGGAGCUUUGUAUGAUUUGUGAAGGACAGAGGUUUCUUGGGAAGCUCUCUGAUGAACAGACUGCAAGAAUGCUUAAGAUGGGUUGCCAGAGGCCUAGGGAAAGGAAAGCUAAUAUAGAUGGUGUCAUGCAAGGUCCUGUUGGGCCAACAAGUGGCAACCAGGGAAGAGAAUUCAGCCUCCAAGUUUCUAGGGAAAUGACCAAAUUAACUGGGAGAGUUCUUCAACCUCCCAAGCUAAAGCUUGGCGAUGGGGGCCAGAUUCGUGACCUCAUUCCCUCCCGUCAUGACCGACAGUGGAACCUCGUUGAUUGCCACGUUUUCGAGGGAACGAGAAUUGAAAGGUGGGCAUUGAUAAGUUUCGGUGGCAGCCUGGAUCAAAGGUUGAACAUUCCCAGAUUCAUAAACCAGCUCUCUAGAAGAUGUGAGCAAUUAGGCAUUUUUCUCAACAGUAAACCAGUUGUCCCCCCUCAAUUUGAACCGACGCAAGUGCUUAACAGCGUCUCAAUUUUGGAAUCAAAGCUUAAGAAGCUUCAUGGAGCUGCAUCGAACAAACUUGAGCUCCUGAUCUGUGUGAUGGAGCGGAAACACAAAGGCUAUGCUGAUUUGAAACGGAUUGCCGAGACGAGCAUCGGCAUUGUAAGCCAAUGCUGCCUCUAUCCGAAUCUUGCCAAAUUGAGCUCCCAGUUUCUGGCUAAUUUGGCUCUUAAGAUUAAUGCCAAGGUUGGAGGUUGCACUGUUGCUUUGUACAAUUCAUUACCCUCCCAAGUACCCCGACUGCUUCGAACCGAUAAGCCUGUGAUCUUUAUGGGCGCUGAUGUAACUCAUCCCCAUCCCUUGGAUGAUUUUAGCCCUUCCAUAGCUGCUGUGGUUGGCAGCAUGAAUUGGCCUGCCGCAAACAAGUACGUCUCGAGAAUGAGAUCGCAAACACACAGACAAGAAAUCAUUGUGGAUCUCGGAGCCAUGGUGGAAGAGCUGCUCGAUGAAUUUUAUCAAGAAGUGAACGAACUGCCAUCGAGAAUUAUAUUCUUCCGAGAUGGUGUGAGUGAAACCCAAUUCUUCAAAGUGCUUCAAGAGGAGCUGCAGGCUAUUAAAACAGCCUGUUCUAGAUUCCACAAUUACAAGCCUCCCAUAACUUUUGCUGUGGUUCAGAAGAGGCAUCACACAAGAUUGUUCCCGUUCAAAGUUGAUCCAUCUUCGAAUCAAAAUGAGGUUCUUGAUGAAAAUAUUCCUCCCGGGACGGUUGUGGAUACCGUGAUUACUCACCCAAAGGAGUUUGAUUUCUAUCUCUGCAGCCACUGGGGGGUUAAGGGAACAAGUAGGCCUACACAUUAUCAUGUACUGUGUGAUGAGAACCAGUUCACUUCUGAUGAACUACAGAAACUGGUUUACAACUUAUGCUACACAUAUAACAGGUGCACCAAGCCUGUUUCACUAGUUCCUCCAGCUUACUAUGCUCAUCUAGCUGCCUAUAGAGGCAGGCUUUACCUCGAGCGAUCCGAUUAUUCCACGGCUCAUACCCGAGGAGUUUCUGCUGUCUCUCGAGCUGCCCCGCCAAAAACAACGCCUCUACCAAAACUCAGCGAAAAUGUCAGGAAACUCAUGUUUUACUGUUGAAUUUUGUUGUUUUCAUCCAUGUAUAUUGUUUAUGCCAUAGAUGAAAUUUGCAUCCAAACUUCUGAAUUAGAGCUAAUUAAGCCACCACCAUGAAAAGAUUUAAGAAUUGAAGCUUCUUGCAUAA